AUGGUUGAACACGGGAUAGUCUUGGGUCAUAUUGUAUCGUCUAAGGGCAUCGAGAUUGACAAGGCUAAAAUAGAUAUUAUAUCUGCAUUACCUUACCCUGCGAAUGUGUGGGAGGUGCGUUCUUUUCUUGGACAUGCAGGUUUUUAUCGAAGGUUCAUCAAGGAUUUUUUAAAAAUUGGAGCCCCGUUGUUCCAACUCCUACAAAAGGAUGUGACCUUAAAAUUCAAUGACAAAUGUGAGAAAGUCUUCGACAAGUUGAAAGAAUUGUUGACCUCACCCCCAAUCAUCCAGCCCCCUGACUGGAGUCUACCAUUUGAGAUCAUGUGCGAUGCCAGUGAUCAUGCUGUAGGGGCUGUGCUGGGGCAAAGAAUGGGAACGGCAGCCCACGUCAUCUACUAUGCGUCCCGAGCAUUGUCUGGAGCUCAACUGAAUUACUCCACUACUGAGAAGGAGCUCCUAGCAGUAAUUUUUGCUUUAGAGAAAUUCAGGUCAUAUUUGCUAGGUGCUAAAGUAAUUGUAUUUUCUGACCACGCAGCAUUAAGGUACCUAAUGACCAAGAAAGAUGCCAAAUCGAGGCUCAUCAGGUGGAUAUUGCUACUACAGGAAUUUGACUUAGAGGUAAGGGAUAAAAAAGGCUCAGAGAAUUUAGUAGCAGACCAUUUGAGUUGCAUACCAGUUGGGAAGGAGAGCGAGCCGUUGAAAGAUGCAUUCCCUGAAGAGCAUUUAUUUUCCUUAAAUUCUCAAUUGCUUUGGUCUAAUAUUUUUGUGCGAUUUGGAAUGCCAAAAGCUAUUGUCAGCGACAGGGGAACACACUUCUGCAACAAAACCAUAGCUGCAUUGUUUCGCAAGUAUGGUGUACUCCACAGGGUCUCAACGUCGUAUCACUCUCAGACCAAUGGUCAAGCGGAGGUAUCGAACCGGGAAAUCAAAUCCAUUUUGGAGAAAAUGGUGCGCCCCGAUAGGAAAGAUUGGAGUCAACGGUUGGAGGACGCACUCUGGGUCUAUCGGACGGCAUACAAGACCCCUAUAGGGAUGUCACCGUACAGGUUGGUAUUUGGGAAGCCGUGUCAUCUUCCAGUGGAGUUUGAGCACAAGGCUUUUUGGGCGAUAAAACAUUGCAACAUGAACCUAGAGGAGACCGGUGCCCAACGGAAGUUGGAUUUGCAAGAACUGGAGGAGAUCUGGAACGAAACCUACGAAAACGCUUUAAUUUAUAAGGAGAGAAACCGGACAUUUCAUGAUCAGCAAAUUUCUAGAAAAAAUUUUGAGGUUGGUCAGAAGGUCCUCUUGUACCAAUCCAAGCUCAAACUAUUUCCCGGUAAGCUACGUUCCCGUUGGAUUGGACCUUUUAUUGUUACUCAUGUUUUUCCCUAUGGUGCAGUUGAGGCCCGGAGUGCUAAGACAGAUAAAAAGUUUGUGGUGAAUGGACACCGUCUCAAGCAUUAUUACGAAGGUUUUCCAAGUGAAGAAGUAGAAACAAUAUGCCUAGACGCACCACCGUAUCCUAAUCAGUGA
Coffea eugenioides is the source of this 1515-nucleotide messenger RNA. RefSeq lists its product as uncharacterized. The record is from RefSeq and is a predicted model, not a curated record. Gene Ontology annotation, biological process: DNA integration. NCBI's taxonomy places the organism in Eukaryota, Viridiplantae, Streptophyta, Magnoliopsida, Gentianales, Rubiaceae. The coding region runs from base 1 to 1515 and encodes 504 amino acids. Gene Ontology annotation, molecular function: nucleic acid binding. The transcript has 2 exons.